AUCGGCCUCCUGACAUCGCUUCCUUUGCUCAAAGAGAUCGUGGAAGACCUCGAGGACAUGCAGGCGUCGGACGAAGCCAAGUGCUUUAUCUACUUCACCAAGGAAUCGCACAUCUACACGCUGCUAAACUGCAUCCUCGAGGGCGGACUCGAGACCAAGAUCAAGCGGGCCACCAUCCCGGAGCUCGAUUUCCUCUCCCAGAUCUCGUUUGAGCUAUACGAGAUGCCCGCUAAUCCGCCCGCCGGCGAAGAUGGCGCACCCGCGUUCAACUACAGCAUCAAGAUUACUAUUAGUCCCGGAUGCCACGUGUUUGACCCGCUCGAUGUGCAGCUCGACAGCAGGCAUUGCAUCGGCUGCGCCCCCCGCAGGAGCUUGACGGCUCAUCAUGACUGGAAGGUGGUGAUUGAGACGCUCAGGGCUAAGUUCCACCAGUAAGUGCCACCUUAAUUAUCAUG
Thermothelomyces thermophilus ATCC 42464 is the source of this 455-nucleotide messenger RNA. RefSeq lists its product as uncharacterized. Gene Ontology annotation, biological process: inositol phosphate biosynthetic process; inositol metabolic process. Gene Ontology annotation, cellular component: cytosol. Bases 58 to 435 code for a protein of 125 amino acids. The transcript has a single exon. Gene Ontology annotation, molecular function: 5-diphosphoinositol pentakisphosphate 1-kinase activity; diphosphoinositol pentakisphosphate kinase activity; inositol hexakisphosphate kinase activity. NCBI's taxonomy places the organism in Eukaryota, Fungi, Ascomycota, Sordariomycetes, Sordariales, Chaetomiaceae. The record is from RefSeq and is a predicted model, not a curated record.